Paecilomyces variotii is the source of this 916-nucleotide messenger RNA. RefSeq names its product putative lipopolysaccharide-induced transcription factor. NCBI's taxonomy places the organism in Eukaryota, Fungi, Ascomycota, Eurotiomycetes, Eurotiales, Thermoascaceae. Gene Ontology annotation, molecular function: zinc ion binding. Bases 189 to 656 code for a protein of 155 amino acids. The transcript has 4 exons. The record is from RefSeq and is a predicted model, not a curated record.
UGUGAGACAAAUAAAUGGCACUACCCCACCCCCUUGUUAGGAGCCUCAACGUAGAUUGCCUUUUUUAGUGGGAUAGUAUCCUUCUCAUCGCACUUUCCAUCCCUUCUUUUUUUGCUACAGCCUGGGUUUUUUACGACUUUCUAUCUGUGGGAACUGGCAUCGUGUACAGAAGCAGUGCAAACGAAAUCAUGUCGACUGGUCAGGAUAGCAAGGCACAAUCCCCUCCUUCUUAUGAGACGCAGGACAGAGAGGCACCUAACACCGAUGCAAUAGAACCCCAAACGUAUCCCGCGCAUCCUGACGCGGCACACACAGAGUCAAAGCAACCAACUGGUGUUUAUCGGCCGGCCGUCCCAGGACAAAACUUCACCACUGCUAUCCCGAUCACUUCACUUUCACGGAAUGCUGCUCCAGUAGAUUGUCCUGCUUGUGGGGUCAGGUCUCUGACCAAGGUAUCAUACCACAGUGGGAACACAACCCACGUGUGGGCUCUCUUUAUCUGCUGGUGCACCUGUCUCGGUUGUAUUCCGUACCUAGUUGACUCGACGAAGGACGUAGAGCACCACUGCGGUAACUGUGGUGUGCUUCUCGCAACUUGGCACCGUAGUGGUUCGCUCGAGGUGAAUUAUCAGAAUAUGGUGCAGCGACGUACCUAAGGGUUUGGAGUAUGUUCUUCUAGAUGUGGGUUUUGGGGGUUUCUAUAUUCUUUCUGCUGUUAGGGGUUAUUAUAUUCUUAUUGGGGGUUAUCGGUAGCGUUGCAUUAAUUCAUGGUCUGUGGUACGGGGAAAGUUAUGAUGUUAACAUACGGGCGGGUUCAAUAAGGGAAUAUACCUCUAUUUCAUAUGGUCAAUAAUGGACGAAUAGAGAGUCUAUAGAGCGUACUCGACAUUAUCUUGAGUGAGUUCGAUAUCCUAAG